AUGAAUAUCAGACAAUUAGAUACUAUUGUUUCUUGGUUACUAUAAAAAUUUAAAUAUGCUCCUUAUAGAUGGAAUGAACAACAAGUUCAUUAUUUUUGUGAGUUUGUUGGAUUAACUUGGGCAAUUCCCAUUGUCACAGUAAAUCAACAAUAAUUAAUUGAUUUUAGAUUCAAACCAUCCCCAAAUAAAGAUCAUAAAACUAUUAAUAAGAAGUGUCAACUGAUGGAUAAAGAUUAUAAAUUCCUUUACUUGAUAUUUGUACUAAACAAUAUGAACAGAUUUUAGAAGUUUGCAUCGCCUAAAAUUUAUUUAAGUUGAUUAGUCAUUCUAUUGACAUAAAUCUCUAUUAUCAAAUAUAAAAAUUAAAGAUUUGGUCUCUUAUAUUAUUGAAGUAUCAGAAUUAUAGAGAAAUUUUGAAAAAGCUUUAUGGAUCAAAAUUAUUUUUCCAAUAGAAAUGUAAAACUUGUACAGCAGAAAUAAGUUGUUCAUGUUCAGUUUUAUCUAAUAUUUUAUAUGAAAUAGAGAUUUAUAUAAAAAGUAUAUAUGAAAUGAAAACCAUCUAAAAUAAUAAUAGAAAGUCCUCUAUUUUUAUUAGUUCAGAUAUUAUAAAUCUUUUAUUAAAAUCCAUAUCUCAUUUGCCUUAAAUUGAUUAAACACCUUUGUUUUGGGAUAUGGAUGAUAUUAAAGCUUUAUUAUUUGUAAUUAAAUUUCAAGAUUAUUACCCACUUCUUUAUCAAAAUUAGAUAGAUGGAUUUGUUUUAUUAUUGUUAGUAAAUCCUCCUUUUAAAGGUGAGAAUUUAUUUCUUAAAUGUUUACUUUUAAAUUAAGAAGAUUCAUCAAAAACUUAAAAUGAUUUAGUAAGAAAUAGAUAAAGUAUGGUUAGAGAUACUAUGUAAACAGCUAGUAAAUAUCAUUAAAUAAAUUAAUUGGUUAAUUUAUUACAUUAUUUAUUGUAAAUACUGAGUUUUACAGCAUAUAAAAAUUAAGAAUCUUAUAAUGAAUAUAAAAAUAUUGGAUAGAGAAAAGUGAGUGAAAUAAAUUGGUUAUCAUUAUAUUAUUUUUAAAAAGCAGCUAAAGCAUAAUAAUAAUUAAAUAGAAAUAUUUAAUAAUUGAGUGAAUCAAGAAACUUAUCAAAGUCUCACGUAUAUACAUUAUAAUAAUAAUUUAAUAGAGACAUAAAACAGAGAUGUUAGAUAUUAAAAUGAUGGUUAUUGAAGAAAAUGUAGAUACAAAUAUCAAGAAGUAGUUUAGUCAUCCAAAUGUAACUUAAUCUGCUAAAUCUUCUCCUCAAUCCUAAAGAAAUAACUAAUGGAUGUAAUUAAAGAAUUAUAAUGCAAAACGAAAUAUUUUAGGAAAUUAUGUUAAUACAGAUUUAAAAGAGUCAAUUUUGAUGUAAUAAUAGAAAUAUAUUAAUUAGAUAAGAUUAAGAUUAUGUAGAUGAAUAAGAUAGAGAUCUAUAAUAUACAGAAACAUAAGUUCAAAUAGAAGAAGAUAUAGAAUCAACUGAAAAUGUUAAUUAAUCUUAGGAAGAACAAUCUUAAUAAUUAUCAAAUUAAGAAGAGGACAUAGUAGAGAAUCAAUAAAUGUAAUAGUCUAUUCUAAUGAUGUAAUCAGUAAUAUUAUAGUAUUGAUUAUUUAGUAGUAGAUAUUUUAAGAAUAAUAACAAUAAUAAUAAUAAUAAUAAUAAUAAUAAUAAUAACAAUAAUAAUAAUAAUAGUUAAUGUAAGAAUCUGUAAUUAUGGGAUAAUCUGCUUUAUUAUAAUAAUCAACAAUUCUUUAAUAAUCUGAACUUUUAUAAUAAUCAUAAAUUUUAAAUAAAUCAAUUUAAAUUAACUAGAUUAUUGAGGAAUAGGAUUUUAAAAGAGUAGAGUACUUAUAGUAUUAUAAAUAAUUAGAUAUAACAGCAAUAAUCUUUAAAAGAAUAAAUUUUAUAAAGAUUAUAAAAACUAAGUUUAACUCCAAUUUUCGAUCCAUUUCAAUUAUUUUAAUCUACGCAUUUAAAAUUAAAAUGUGAUGAAUAAUAAAAAGUAUUUAAUUAAAUAAAUUUUAUUAGCUUAAGAUAGUGAAUAUCUAAGGUGCUUAUUUUGGUAGAAGUGAUGAAUGCACUUUUGCAUUUACUGAUCAUUCUAAAAUUAGUAGUAAGCAUUGCUAAAUAUUUUAUAAAGAAAGUAUAAAAUAUUUUAAUUCAUAAUUAGAAGCCUUUUAUUUAUUAGAUGUUGGUUCAAAAGGGGGAACCUUUAUUAAAAUAAAUCACAAUUUUGUAAUAGAGAAAAAUAUGUCAUUUUAUAUUGGAAAUAGAUUUGCAUUUAAAAUAAUAGAAAUUAAUACAGAAAGUGGUUUCUUAGAAGUACGAUAUGAACAUGAAGGAGCAGCAAAGCACAAAUAAAUUUAUUUAAAAAAGGGAGAUAAAUUUUUAAUCGGAAGAGAAAAAUCAAAAAAUAAUUUCACAUUUAUGCAUUCUCAGUUAAUUUAUAAUUUAAUAUAAUAGAUGCAAUAAAUUAAUGAGUGCAAGACAUUUAGAAAUAAAUUAUGAGUAUAAUUUUAAGAUUGGAUGUGUAAAAUUAAUGAUUAAUGAUUUAGAGAGUAAAAAUGGAACAUGGUUGAGAUUAAGUGAAAAAUAAUUAAAUAGUUCCCCUUUUUAAUUAUAAUAAGGAUCAAAAUUUAAUUUAUCAUUUGAAAUUAUUUUUGAUGUUAUUGAAUUGGUUUGUGAAGUUUGA
Messenger RNA from Paramecium primaurelia, 2717 nucleotides. NCBI's taxonomy places the organism in Eukaryota, Ciliophora, Oligohymenophorea, Peniculida, Parameciidae. The record is from the annotation of a GenBank genome assembly.